AGCAGAGCGAAGCGUGCGCCGCGACCAGGCAAGCUGUGUGCGCGCGCUGUGUGUGCGCGUGUGAGCAGCUUUGAGGUGGCACCGAACAAGGAAGUGGAGGACAUGUCGCUAGACUGAAGCCGCAUACAAAGAGGAAACCGUCGACUCUCCCUCCGAGUCUCCCUCUUUAUCCCUCCAGCUGCCCCUCUCCUAUUUCCUUUUCUUCUUCCUCCUCCACACCCCCUCUCUCGUCUACUCCUGAUUGUCCUGUCCUUCCAGCUCCAGUGCUCAUGGUAUCAAGCGUGUAUCCUCAUGUUACCAACCUUCAAGAAGCUUCCUGAGAUGGAGAAGAUGCAAGAAAGUGCCUCCAUGUUCGUGUCAACCCCAUCAGCCUCCUCAGCGUGACCCCACAUCAGCUGCUCGUCACUGUCAUUGCCAAUAUUGUGCCCAAACAUGGCCAGUGUUCCUCCUGGGAUCCGCCUGCUGGUGUCCUUCAACAAGGACCAGUGGUACAGAGCUCUAACUUUCAUCCUCACCUUCCUGCUCUACACCAGCUUCCACCUGUCCAGGAAACCCAUUAGCAUUGUCAAGAGUGAGCUCCAUAAGAACUGCUCAUCAGCCAAUGAGCUGGCCACCGUUGCCUCCAGCAGCCAGCAUCCCUCACUGCCGUCCCUCCACACAAGCACAGACUGUAGCUGGAAGCCGUUCGAUAAAAGGAACUACAAACAGCUGCUGGGAGCCAUGGACUACUCAUUCCUCUGUGCCUAUGCAGUGGGAAUGUACCUCAGCGGCAUCAUUGGCGAGCGUGUGCCUAUCCGACUGUACCUAACCGUGGGCAUGCUGUUCAGCGGCCUGUUCACCUGCCUGUUUGGACUGGGUUAUGUCUACAACAUUCACAAUAUGGCCUUCUAUAUAUUUGUCCAGGUGGCCAACGGAUUGGUCCAAACCACUGGCUGGCCCAGUGUAGUGACCUGCAUCGGCAACUGGUUUGGUAAAGGAAGGCGUGGACUCGUCAUGGGGCUGUGGAACUCUCACACCUCAGUGGGAAACAUCCUGGGCUCUCUGAUCGCCGGCUACUGGGUCUCCUCCAACUGGGGCCUGUCCUUCAUCGUACCGGGACUCAUCAUCGCAGUCAUGGGCGUUGUCUGCUUUCUUUUCCUCAUUGAGCAUCCAAAUGACCUGAAAAUCACGUAUGCCCAGAAUCCUUCUCGAGGAAAGAGUGUUCCGGCCAGGAGUUGGAAUGGCAUAAAUGGACACACAGACAACAAAUCCCAGAGUUACGACACAGAGCUGUUGUUGCCAAGGGACAGUGUGUGUGUUGCCAUGCAGCCGCUCGUGGUGGUGAAGAGGGAAUCGGAACCGUCCGCCAUCAGCUUCAUGGGAGCUCUACGCAUACCGGGAGUGAUCGAGUUCUCUCUUUGUCUGCUGUUUGCCAAACUGGUCAGCUACACCUUCCUGUUUUGGCUCCCUCUCUACAUUACCAAAACAGCUCACCUUGAUGCCAAGAAGGCUGGAGAUCUCUCCACCUUGUUUGAUGUUGGAGGAAUAGUUGGGGGGAUCUUGGCAGGUGUGAUCUCUGAUAAGCUGGGGAUGAGAGCCACCACCUGUGCAGUCAUGUUGCUGCUGGCUGCUCCUACACUGUACGGUUUCUCCAUGAUCAGUGACUUUGGCUUGGGGCCAACCAUCGGCAUGCUGUUGGUGUGUGGAGGCCUCGUCAACGGGCCGUACUCGCUCAUCACCACUGCCGUGUCUGCUGAUCUGGGGACCCACAAGAGCCUGAAAGGCAAUGCCAGAGCUUUGUCUACUGUCACUGCCAUCAUCGAUGGCACAGGAUCUGUAGGUGCAGCACUGGGCCCUCUGCUGGCCGGGCUGCUGUCUGCAGGCGGCUGGGAUCAGGUCUUCUACAUGCUGAUGACUGCUGACUUCUUUGCUCUGUGUCUUUUGCUUCGCCUUGUGUCAAAGGAGCUGACCUCCAGCCAGUCCCGUCCCACCUCGACUGUAGAGUUGAAGGAGCAUUGAGCCCCUGGAUCGCUCUCCCUCUGUAGGAGGGAACAGUGCACGCUGUGCCAUGCCCUCCGUCCCUGAGGAGGAACAGCAGCAACAAUCUCUGGAGGAGUCAUCUGCACAUAAAUUAACUUUCUUUGCCUCUUUCUGAACUCUGCGCUGUUGACCUAUUUCCUAUUGCAGUUCUUUCCUAUUGCGCUUGAGCACAUUGCCAGAGAUGGCCACACAUGGGAAUCCAGCCUUACUUUGACCAGUAUACCAGAAGUGACAAACAGCAACUUCCAUGACUGUGUCAUUAUAGAAUCUAGUUAUCCUCUUAUCCUUCUCCUUGUAAACACUAAAUUGUGACCUAACCAUAACCGUUAUGUUUGGACCAAUUGGAUUUCUACCAGAUAUAUUAUAGUUCUUGAAAAUGUCUAAUUUAUAUUGACUUUAUUAUAGUGGAGGCAGAAACCUUCAGCUGGACAAAAAGUUAAUGUUAAAAUGUUUAAGAUUCACGUUGAGUAGGUUCACCCUUAAUAGAAGCACUUGUGGCAUCCUGUGGUGCUUUUAGAAUUCUCACAAGAAGCUCUGUUAAAAUAACUAAUUUAACUCUGUGAAAGCAGCACAAAGUGAGACCACUACAAUGCUCCUUUGUGUGGAAGACUCAUUUGCCUUACUGAACCAAAGAUAUUGUGGGUAAGAUGUUAAUGUACUUUCAUUCAUUUAAGUUAUUGGUUUUGUGGCAGUUAGAUUUUUCUCUGAUUUUUGUAAUGAAAUGAAGGCACCAAAUUUGUAUUUUUUUAUAUAACACAGAUGCAGAUAUUGAUGUAGGUUUUUUUGUGGGUUGUGAUCGAAAGAUAUUAAUAUAAAUUAUUGUCAAACGUCAAAUGAAUAUGUUAUGCAGUGCAAUGUUGAUUACUUUGGUUUGUGUUUAAGUGAGUUCUUAAUAGUGACUUUUUUUCUUCCAAUUUAUGAUCCUUUCAGCAUGAAUAAUUCUAUCUAUGGAAAUCUGAACACUAAGCGACAAAGAGCUCACAGUAAUUCCUUUUUUCACCCAAACAUUUGAUUAAGUUCUGCAAGUUUGCAAGUUUAAACUUGGAUAGUUUACAGACGGUAAACCACUAUCAAAGUAAACCCACCAAAUCCAAAAUGAAUGUAUUCAUCCAUUUUUCAAUUGCUCCUAAUGCCUUCCUCACAAGACCACAUGUUGUGUAUAUUUGGUGUCAAUGGUAGGCGUAGUACUUGAAACAUUUUGUGCCUUAUUUCUUCUUUGACUUUUAGUCAGGCACUUGAUUUUGUAAGGAAAAAACAUUUCUAAAUGUUUUGUUUUUCUUUGGGAAUGAACAAUAAACAUAUUUCUUUCCUUCA
Messenger RNA from Gasterosteus aculeatus aculeatus (three-spined stickleback), 3333 nucleotides. RefSeq names its product solute carrier family 37 member 1 (gene slc37a1). Gene Ontology annotation, biological process: phosphate ion transmembrane transport; glucose-6-phosphate transport. Gene Ontology annotation, cellular component: endoplasmic reticulum membrane. The record is from RefSeq and is a predicted model, not a curated record. Gene Ontology annotation, molecular function: glucose 6-phosphate:phosphate antiporter activity. NCBI's taxonomy places the organism in Eukaryota, Metazoa, Chordata, Actinopteri, Perciformes, Gasterosteidae.